GUGAGAGAGAGAGAGUGAGCGGGUGAGUGUGUAAGAGGAGAGAGAGAGUGUGUGAGAGGAGAGAGAGAGUCUCCUGGUUUUCAUGUCCCCGCUGUGGCAGCUGGAGCACUUUUCUCAGCCCGCGGAGGAACGCGCGCUUCCAGCGGACCGGCAGAGCUGAGAGCGGGGCAGCGGGUGACGGUGGCCGGAGAUUUGGAGCCGUUGGCCGGGGGUUCGUGAGUGAGCUAGCUCGCUGCGCUGCGCUGCGCUGCCGCUGGAGGGGCAGGCACCUAAACUCGCGGUGCUCGCUCGCCCGCCUGCACUGCACUGGAUACGGCUUUGGACCGAGAGCUCGUCCGCGGUCCGCUGCUGGAGGGGGAAAACACCCGGGAAGCUUGGACUGCCUCUGUUCUACUAGAGCUGGAAGGGUGAAGGUCAGAAUGUCUCAUGAAGAUAACAAUCAGCCUCAUCUUCUCUAACGGCCACUAAUGCGAUGAUAUUUAACAGCUCAACACGCUUGGAGGAGAGCACUAACUACCUGUUCUGCUAAUCAGGGCGGCGGCCAGAACUCCCAGUAAGCCCCGGCGUGAGGAAACCAUUAAGCACACAGGAACACCUCUCAGCAGGAUACUGGCUUGUUCUGAUCAGGAUCACAGUGGAUCUGGAGCUUACCCAAGACCCUUCAAUACAGGAACCCCAGUUCAUCUAAAGAUCUCCUCACACAGUACCGCAGCAUUACUGAGGUCCACAGCAGGGUGGGCGUGGCCAGGCAGUGGGCGUGGCUGCGCAGAGCUGUGGGAUGCCCGUUUGAAUCAUCGACGCGAAUGACAAGAGUUGAUCCGCGAGUGGGGCCUGCCUCAGUCUCACAUGAUUGGCUGCUGGAUGGAAUUAAGGUGAAUGGAACACAUGCCCAAGGAGCAGGACCCUAACCUAUCAGAGGGAGAUGAGAAACGGUGGCUCGAUGGCCCGAAAAGGAAGAGGAAGAACAGUCAGUGUUCGGUGAAGAGCAUGUCUGGGUACAUCCCCAGCUAUCUAGAGAAGGAUGAGCCGUGUGUGGUGUGUGGAGACAAAGCCACUGGCUACCACUACCGCUGCAUCACCUGCGAGGGCUGCAAGGGUUUCUUUCGGCGCACCAUCCAGAAGAACCUGCACCCCUCCUAUUCCUGCAAAUAUGACGGCUGUUGCAUCAUUGACAAGAUCACCCGCAACCAGUGCCAGCUGUGCCGCUUCAAGAAGUGCAUCGCUGUGGGCAUGGCUAUGGACUUGGUCCUGGAUGAGGGGAAGCGGGUGGCGAAGCGGCGUCUCAUAGAGGAGAACCGAGAGAAGAGGAAGAAGGAGGAGAUGGUGAAGACUCUGCAGAACCGGCCGGAGCCCACGGGCUCGGAGUGGGAGCUGAUCCAUAUGGUGACGGAGGCUCAUCGCCACACUAACGCACAGGGCUCUCACUGGAAACAGAAACGCAAGUUCCUGCCUGAUGACAUCGGCCAGUCCCCGGUAGCUCCAACGUCAGACGGGGACAAGGUGGACCUGGAGGCAUUCAGCGAGUUCACCAAGAUCAUCACCCCUGCCAUCACACGCGUCGUAGACUUUGCCAAAAAACUGCCCAUGUUUUCGGAGCUGCCUUGUGAGGAUCAGAUCAUCCUGCUGAAGGGCUGCUGUAUGGAGAUCAUGUCUCUUCGGGCAGCAGUGCGGUACGACCCCGAGAGCGAGACUCUAACACUGAGUGGGGAGAUGGCAGUGAAGCGAGAGCAGCUGAAGAACGGAGGCCUGGGCGUGGUGUCGGACGCCAUCUUCGAUCUGGGGAAGAGCCUGGCUCAGUUCAACUUGGACGACACGGAGGUGGCCCUGCUACAGGCCGUUCUGCUCAUGAGCUCUGACCGCUCGGGCCUGACGUGUGUGGAGAAGAUUGAGAAGUGCCAGGAGACCUACCUGCUGGCGUUCGAACACUACAUCAACCAUCGCAAGCACAACAUUCCCCACUUCUGGCCCAAGCUGCUGAUGAAGGUGACAGACCUGCGCAUGAUCGGAGCCUGCCAUGCCAGCCGCUUCCUGCACAUGAAGGUGGAGUGUCCCACCGAGCUCUUCCCUCCACUCUUCCUUGAGGUGUUUGAGGACCAGGAGGUGUGAGCGCCGGGACCGAAGACGGAGAGAAAGAAAGAGCGUCAGGAACCUGCGCUUUUUUUUAAACGAAUCUUCACCCGAACACCUCUCUGCCCCCAAACUAACACGCCCCCACCCCCUCCUCCCCAUGCGUCAAACUCACCAGCAGCAGCAGUGACGGCAGAAGCAGAGGUGGGGGUACCGGUCAGGAAGGGGUUCAUCUCUGGGGUCUUUAUUCUUCAGCUUUUCUUUCUUUUUUGUUUGUUUUGUUCUGUUUUCUUGGGUUGUUUGUUAGUUUGUAUUUUACAGAAUGCUCAGUCCUCGUUUUCUCCACCCCCAACCUAGAUCCCGCCCCUGCCAGUCAGUUAAACUGGUGGCCCUUCUGUCUCUGCGCUAUGUCUUAGACUGGUCUACUACCUGAACCUCAGCUAUGGACACACAAAAACUCAAACACACGCAACACACACACUAUAACCUCACAUAUAUAUAGAUAUAUAAGAACACUUACGCAAACAUAACCCACGGAGCGCACUUCUACUACUACUUCUACUUCUUCUACUACUCUCACACCAGCUUCUUCACACAAGAGCAGCUCUGUAGUGCAGAGCGUUCAAGCUGAGGCACGUCUAAUUACGCAUCUCUACAUAUGGUGAAUAGACGGUGACCUCAGAUUUCUGUUAUGCUAACCAUUGAUUGGUCAAUCUUCGGUUUUAAGGUAGUUUUAAGAGCCGUGUUACCACUAGCUAGUGACCACCCAGUGAGCGUCUCGUCACUCAGACACUCGCUCAACUCGUCACGUGACCGGACAGAUCAGCGUUAGCUACGUCGCAUGAUGUUGGAGUUCCUCAAAGCUCUUCCUGGAGCUAAUCUGGAGCGACUUGAACAGACCUCAUUACACUCAGACUAAUUACAGUGAGCCUGUGUGCAGAGUGGGAGGAUAUUUCUGAACCAAAUCAGGUGCUAUAUUUAAAUGAAGCUUCUCGAAACGAUUUGGGACGUUUAGGAAAUAUGCCCUCCCUCACACACACACAUAUACAUACACAAAUAUAUACAUACAUAUAUAUUAUACAAUGUAAUUCUAGGUGCAGACCAUUUAAGAAAAGUUUUCACACCUAUAUAGUUCCUAUAAAUUACUCUGGUCCAAAUCAGUAAAUACGAGUUGGUUAAUGAAAUUUGAACUUUUUCCCCUUUUGUUUGGUUCACCCAAGGAAAAACCAUGAGAGCAUUCUCUCUACUGAUUGGUCAGACCUGUCUAAGGAGGAGCAGAAAAUACAGUAAAAAUGCAGUGGAUAGGUUUGGAUAGAGGUCAGAUCAGUUCUCACCACAAAUGAACUGAUCCAAAGUUCGUCAGGGACUUGACCGAGACCACCUCCUCUAGCAGGUCAGCAUUCAAGUGCAAUAACUGUAUUCACACCUGCCAAAACAAACCAAAUUAAAGAUGAAUACGAAACGAAUCAGAGUCCCUUUUAACCAGACUAAAAAGUGUGAAAUUGUGAAAAUGUGAAAACGCCCUGAAUGCAUUUGGUCUGCAUGCAUUUAUUCAGUACACAUUCAGUAUAAACUCACGGCCACACACUCUUCUUACACAGUGCAGCGCAACAACCUUGGUCUCUUAGUGUGUGGUUCUGCCUUGUCAUUGCCUGGGUUUUCUGUGCCAGCGCACAGGCCUGAUCUGAAUGAUAAUUGAGCCCUUCUUUCUCCUAGGAAAGACACUGCAGUACUCAGGAGGGGGCUUAGAGAGAGAGAGAGAUAGUGAGAGGAAAGAGAGAAAAGCAAAAAGCAGGCUUAGAAACCCAGGUCUCUAGAGACGGUAAGAAAUAAAACAUAGGCAGUCUUUUUUAUUAUACAGUCUCCUUUUUUAUACCGUCUCCUUUUUUUCAAAUCCAGACCAGCUAAAGAAAGCACUGAUUUAGUAUUACAAUCCUUCUAGGCCCAGUAUACACAUACACACACACACAGAUACACACUUUUAAACACACCUCAGAAAACUCAAAUGCCUCAUUACUGUAAGCACUGUAGUGCUGUUGCCCUGAACACCCUCUCAGGGCUUUGUGAGUUCAGUUCAGUCCAGUCCCUGUGUGUUCUGCUACUGCUACCCUGGGUGUGACACACACAUACAUACUUAUGCAUACAUGAAAAAAACAUUGACGCACACAUAUAUAUACACAAACAUAGAUAUGGUGAUGGGCUUAGGCAGAGCAGGCUGGCGGACUGGCUGUUUUUUGUCGUUAUUAUUGUUAUUCUCUCUAUUUUUUUGUACCUCAAUGUGGGCACACCUCUGGCUGUGGCUCCAAGACUGCCUCUGUGCUAACAGGCUCUACCUCACCUCUGGACACAGAGCAGCUACCGCACAGCCUCCUCCUCCCACACAAUCUCUCCCACACACACACACACACACACACACACAGAUACAUGCUACCUGCAAUUAAACACACACACGUAUAAUAUAUAUAUACACACAUAUAUACUGACAUAUUUAUGAGCAGGAACACAACCAAAUAAACAGACAAACAAACAAAAAAUAUCUAGGAUGAACACACACAUACACAUAUAUAAAUAGGUAUAUAGACGCCAAAUACCACCUCAGUGCUGUCCAGACAUCCGUACAGACGUAACAUAUACACACACACACAAACCACACCUCCCUCAGCUCUCGUUCUUGUCGGAAUACCACUGUAGACAGGAGGGCCUACCACCAUUUCCUCAUCCUUAAUCUGUCUGCUUUCACUAGAGUCCCUAAAAGUUCUGGGCUGAGAGGACAGUUCAGUUUGGGGGAUUUAUUAUGAAUUUUUGUUCUUUUUGUUUGUUUGUUUGUUUCAUUUCAUUGUGGGACCAAUUGUCACUUUGAAAUUUGAAACCCCAUUCCAUUCCGUUCAAAACGGAAGCUAAUCUGGUGGGAAUGGACGGCGCGUUGAAUGAGAGAGCGGCUGCUGUUGGCUCUGAAAACCAGCAGCAAAGAGGACUGUAGUGUUUGCUUUUUGUGUGUAGUGGGCAAAGAUGAAGAUGCUAAUGAUGAUGAUGAUCCCACAAAGUGGCCAGGAUAAACCCUAAAACUUGGUCCAGAUUUCUUGAAAAGAAAGAAAGAGAGGAAAAAGAUGAAAAAAUGAAUGAACUGUUCUGUUUUCUGUCUUGAAUAUCGAGCAGCAGUUUGGAAAAUAUCCUGGGAAUAUAUAUAUAUAUAUAUAUAAAUCUGUGUAAAGCAGAAAAAGAAUCAGAGCAGGGGAAAAAUGAUGAGCUUAGUGUUUGAGAAAGAAAUGGAGUUGGGCAGGGCAGGUGGCCAUGUAGGCCCAGAGAGGUCAAUGGUUUGACCAAAUCAAACCAUUGAGCGCCAUCACCACUGUGGUGUUGGCGUCUCUGCCCAUCCCCUACCCCAGCAUAGUAGAUUUGGCACUUAAGAAAGAAUCAUUCCCUCAAACUCUUCCUGAGGAAUACGCCCUUAUCCCAAGGACACGCCCCUUCCUCCCUCCUCCCCAAGCCAAGCUCUCUGUCAGACAGAAGCCACCAAACCUCCACACGUGUUCUUCAGCACGCUCUCAGAGUCAGUAUUAAAGCAAACCAAGACCCUUUUUGCUACUUCAACAACCCACCAAUGCAUCAGCACAUCGUACACACUCUAACACACACAUACUUAUAUAUAACCACCUUAUGUCCCCUUCUGGGAGUCCUCCGCAGUGCUUGGGACGAACACCAAAUGGAUCGAGGAACGAGGCCUUUCCCUUGUGAGACAAGGCUGGCCAUGGCCGUGCACAGACAGCGCCACAGAGUGAAUGUGAACCCGGUUCGCCGCAGGACGUACAAGAGCGCGAGAGCAGCUAACUCUAGCUUCAGACCCCUGCCCUGAAAGUGAAGCAGGGAUGGCCAAUUUUUCUUCGAGCGAGCCAGCAGUUUGAGAAAGGAGCAACUGAUUGAGAGAGCAGGCCCUCUUCCCUCUUUUGGAUUGGACAAGUGAUUGUCCAUGUUUGGCCCCGCCUUCAGAGCAAGAGAAACCAAAUCGAGACCCACACAGAGACCCUCUCGUCAGGAGCCAGAGAGACAGCGAGCGAAGAUGUCGAAGACUGUGAAGACUACGGGCGUACCCGUAGAUGCACGCAUGAAAUUCAGGCUUGGAAUACGAGCAACGUGACAUGCUGAGCCGAAUCACUGCUGAUCAUCACUGCAGUGACGUCGCUGGUUCUGAUAUCUGGGUGUGGGCACACGUGUGCGUAACGAGCAGGGGUUACGAUGCUGCUUUACCUUCGGAGUGUAAUUUUAUUUCAGAGAAACAAAAGAACGAGUAAGAAAAAGAGAUAUAUAACGAAAGAAUAUAAACCCAGAACACAAACCUUCAAAAAAGAAAAGAAAAAAAAAAAAGAUAAAAGAAAGAUGACUUUUAAAGACUCCAGAACAAAGUUAAAAGCUUGGAGAUUUUUGAGUUCUUUUGUUUGUUUGUUUGUUUUUUUAUCUCAAUGUUUUUCUUUUUCGUUUGUUUGUUUGUUCGUUUUUUUGGCGCUUAAACUGCUCUGUGUAAGAGAAAAAGAACAGCCGUAGUCACUUUUUGACCAUGCGUGCAGUGUAACCUAGGCAGAAUUUCACCUCUUUUUCACCUCACAAAUAGUUUGUAUCCAUAAGCCAACUGCUCUGUUUGUCUGUAUAUCUGUCCUAUUGUCCGUCCUUUUCUCCAGAUGAAUUUACAAUGAACGAAAAACAGGAAUAUUUUCAUUUUUUUUAUAUUUUUGUUUCCUUUUUUUAUGAAAGAAAACAGGAAAAUAAUGCAACAGAGACUGAAAAUACAAAAAAGAAAAGUAAAAAAAAAAAACUGAAACACAAUCUACUCAUACCUCACACAACACAAAACUCAAAUGAACUUGGGAGGAGCGCUUGUCUGCGAGGCACUUGUUCGCUUGUUCAAGUGCAUCAAUUGAUGUGCAUGUAUAGAGAUGUACUCUGAGGUAAAAACUGAACAAAAGUGCUUGGUGCGCAGGAGUGUCUGUAGUGAUCACAGACACACACAGUUCACUUUCUUCAUGUUUGAAAGCCAAACGAGAAUCGUUAUCGGGAAGUAGGGGAGGGGGGCGUAGUCUCGGAUUUGAUUGGGUGGUUUGAAGCCUGGAGAGGGAACUGUGUGUAUCUCUGAUGGUGGAGAGUGCUUCAUGGUAUUGAAUGUAGCUGACAGGCCUGGGCUAGAACCGAGCCCAGCAACCAGAACCUCACUUCAGGUCACCAGCAGAGUGGACAUUUGCUGUCAAAAAAAAAAUAAUGACGUUACAACAACAAACUGAGAAUCUAUUGCCCAUCUGCAAGGUGCAAUACUUGUUCAACUUUUGUGUUCUCCUUUUUUUGUACGUUUUGUUUUCAUUUAGGGUGUUAUUUUGGCCAUAACCAAGGUUGUAAAUACACAAAAAAAAAGGUUAAGAAAAAGAUAUUGAAAGAUUAAUUCAGUAUAUGUUAACCAUAUGCAACACUCACAUACUGGAUGUGGAGAGGCCGGAAGGCAAAGCGUUUUCCACCACUUUGUAAAGUAAAAAAAACUGCAUACGUAGCUAUGUAACUGCUUCAUACAUCUGUAAGUGUGCUUGUGUGCACUCGCGAACACGCAUGUUGACCCUUUUUACAUGAAAAAGAAAAGUUUAAAAUAUAUAUAUAUAUAUACUCUCUAGAAGUGCCCCACGAAGUUAACGGCCCGAACCCUGUGCCUCCUGUUCCUCACGAAGUGACGGUGAACAUACAUCCUCUACGCCAAAUCCCCUCACGCAAAGCAAAGAAAGAGUUGUCAUGGGCUGUUUCUUAAGUUUCGUAGUGGGCUCAUUUCGGAUGACGACUGCUCAUAUGGACAGAUGGCAGGCAGGGGAAAGAAAGAUGGAUCGAUGGAUGAAAAAUUCCUCUCUCUCUUGGGAGAGUGAGCUUAGCCCCAACCCUCGCCCAAGUCUCCCAGCUAACCACCACCCCCUUCUCAAUAUCGGAUGACGGGCACAUUGCCCAUAACCCUGAGUGCAUACCGCAAGCGAUCAAAUAAAAAAUUGUGUACACCACUCUGGUCCAGUAUACUAUACAUGCGAAUUGCGUAAUCAAGCAAACCAGAAAUACUAAACAAACAAAGCCAAUAUGUAUGGCUUUUCUUUUUCACUACAGGUUCAGAACCCAGACAUAUGCGUUUAUAUCAUUUGAAAAAUCAACAUAGAACACAGAUCACCUGGUAUCAAGCCAAACAAGCCAAAAGUUACAUCCACACACUCAAUAAUUAUAAGAUAUUACAUUUGAGUAGUAGAUGUUAACUUGUUUAAAAUCUACUGACAUUUUUAACAAUAAUUUUGGUGGGAAACUAUUGUUAUCCUGCAAAAAUACAGAUUACAAUACUGAUCAGAAUAAUGCAAGUGUUAUUUGAAGACUUUGGAUACGAGAAAGAAGUUUUGUGAAACUAACAAAAUUUUAGUUGGAAAUCAACGAAGCAAGGGUUUCGAGGAAAUGUAGAAAACAAUGUUAUUUAAUGAUAGUCAACAUCACAUCACUUAAUUUGUAUAAAGUUUAGAAGAGCUCAACUUUCUCAAAUCACUGAAUUCGCCUACUUUACAUCGCUAACCGUGAAUGGCAUCGCUGAACACUCACUAAAAUUUUUUUGACUUUCAUGCGCCAUGUUGUUUUCUUGUCGCUUGCAGUGUGCACGCACGGUAAAGCCUCUUGCAAGGCUUGCAUCGCUAAAGCCAAUCAGAUUAAACCAAACGAAAACCCAAAACCUCAGACCCAUCUAGCCCAACCCAAGUCAACUCAAGUCUUGUAGAACUGUGCGUGGUCCACGUGCCCACAAUCAUACCACACAAACUUACACACACUUGUACAGGCAUGCCAGGAGGGAGGGCAAGGCUCUGGGAGAGGUUUUUUUUGUUGGUUUUCAGCAAUGACGCACUCAUUUUGUCUUUUCGUCUCUUUAUUAAAUUGCCAAAUCUAUUCAUUUUGUUUUGUCCUCCUGACGAACAAAAGAAGGAAGAAAAAAAAACACACUUUGUAGCAAGAUUGUCUAUGCAAACGCCCUUCCCCUCCCUCUUGCCGUUCAAUUGAGCACACAGUAAGCCUCUGUACCGACACUCCCCUUUCUUAAUCCCGCCCACCACCACAUCCUUCUCCUCCCUCUCCUCCUCCAGCAGCUCCUUGCUCAGCCUUGCCCUCUUACACAAAACCUGCAGCAGUAACUACCUGUUAAGUUUCAGUUUAAGGUGGUUUUCUGAGGUUGUCAUGUCAUCCAUCUGAGCACAUGAUGAUGAUGCUGCUCUGAAGGCAGUGUGUGUAUAUGUGUGUGUACAUGUCUGCGUGGGUGUUUGUGGGUUUGUGUGACCAACGCUCUCAUGGUUCGGUGGAUUGGUUCUGAAGAAGUGAGGGGGUGGAUAGAUGGGACGGUGUUCAUUUCGGCAAUUUCAAGGCGUGAAAUUGAAGAAGCAAAAAGUAAGAUGUCUAGAAAACGAGAAAACGAGCAAACGAAACUGCAAAGCCGCUCUUUAUGAAAGGCGGACAAGCCUGCCACACGAGUAUACAGAGUCUAUGCGUACGAAAAGCGUAGGACGGCUGAAUGUAAUUGAAGCGAUGCAGGGGCCACACACUCGUAAGUGGAGUGCUCGUUAUAUCUGCUGGUGCCGCUUGACGUCGGCUUACAGCCAGAUAAAAUAUAGAACUAAAAAAAAGAGAAAGAAAAAGCCUGACUCUUUCUUCUGUAUGCGACACAGUUGCCUGUUAGACCUGUCACAAUAACACAAUAUUUUUUUUUUGUUGGACGAUAUUAUUCCUAUUUAAAGGGAAAAAUAGUCUUAAUAGCCUAGUCUCGGACUACACAGCAUUCGGACAUAUAUUUUUAAUUUAAAGGAAAAACAAAGUCUACAGCUAGGCUUAAUUGCUUUUUAGGAAACUGACCCUUUUAAAUAUUCAGACACUGGAAUUAAUAAAUUAAUAAAACGCAAUGUUUAAAAUGCUUUUGAACAAAGUUCACAUAGCAGCUUAUUUACAUUAAAUGCCUCUGGUUUACUCAAAACCUCAAAAAUAAUUUAGGUAAUGUCCUUAUUUAUAUUUUACAGUAGUAAAGCAUAAUAUCAUAUAACAAUACAAUAAUGUAUUUAUUGUGACGGGUCUAGUUGCAGCACACAUUAUAUUGCAUACAGCACGAAGGACAGAUAUUCGCAUAAUCAAAAAAUUGUUUACAGAGGCUGCCCAAAUUUCCCUAUCCUCUCGAUUCAGCUUUAACAGCGAGCGUUGUUGGGUGAACCCUAAACUAACCAAAUCAGCGAGUGCAAUAUGUUUAAAAAUAAAUAAAUAAAUAAUAAAAAAACAAAUAAAAUUAGGUUAUUCUACGCCCCGGUCACGUGACCCUAAAUCCUAGUGUAAUAAUAAACUUAGUUUGGGUUUCUUUUUUUGAGUUGUACCUUUUUUCCUUUUUUUUUUUGUUUUUUUUUUUUGAGUGUGCUUUGAUUUUGAAUUAGUGUGAAUGUAUCCCAGUUCCCAACAAGCGUGUGCUUCUGAAACACACCCAUCCAUGAGAGUGUGCAAGGAGAGCAGGAUGAUGUCCACUCCAUACCUGUUAUAUCAGUGAGACUGGAAAACAUAAAAAGAAAACUAUUGAAGGAUUCUCUCAGGUAUAAAACGAAAAUAAAAAAGUAUAACAAGCAUUUUCUUUUUUAAUAAAUGAUGAAAAACUCGAGCCACUGCCAUUUUGUUAGCUCAUCAUUCUUUGCUCUCUGAGUGGAGGUUGUGCUUUGUGUGUGUGUCCAGUGUCUUAUCUUUCCUUAGUCCCCUUUGUCAUCUGUCAUGAUCUAUGUACUCAUCUAUCUAUUAAUCUGCCUGUCUACCAAGCUAUCUACCUACCUAUUUACUGUCUAUGUAUCUAUCAACCGACCUACCUAUCUAUCUCCUACAACCUCUCCUCUAUCUAAGUGGGCCUACUUCAUGGACAUGAUCUGGUGUUCUGAUGUUGAGAAACAGUUAUUGGACAGUUAUUUAUCAUCACGAUUGCACCAAUAACUGUAGAAAAGUGGGGAUGACUCCAGAUAAGACCCUGUUUACGACUGGUUACUUCAUGUGUCUCGUGUAUGAUCAGGAUUAUAUCUGGACAACAUGGUUUAGUCACAUAAAAACGUGUAAAAGAAAUGUACACGUUUAAAGCAUAUACAAAUUCAAUCUGCCCACUCAAACCAAUUUAGAAGGUUGAUGCAUAUGACCACUCCACAAGAUGGUCUGAGACGCAUUUAAAGCACGUACAAGUCUAAUCUGAUCAAUUAAACCACUUUAGAAGGUGGUCUGAGACAUAUUCAAAAUGAUAAGACAUUUUUUUUUCUCUCAGACCACUUCAGAAGGUGGUCCGAGACGCAUUUAAAACAGAUAAAAAUCCAAACACAGUUCACUUUAGGAGGUGGUCUGAGACAAAGUUGAGCCACAUUAAAGCAAUGUAAACGUAACAGACUCUCCAAAAUGCAUUUGACCAUCAAUGCACUAAAUCCGAUAUAACGAUAUAAUCCAGAUUCAAGUCGCACGACAUGACCAGGAUUUAAACAGGGUCUCUCAGUCCCUUUCGGACACAAACUAACCCUGCCAAAUACUUUUGCUCUGAAACCCAGAGCACCUAUAUGCAUACACCAACCACCAAACUAAGACACGCUAUAUACACAUAUAUUUGUUCAUAAAAACCAGCAAGACAGUGGAUGUUCAUCAGCACAUUUUGGCAGAUUGUUCCUAUUGUCUCAUAUUGCUCAUCACGUUAAAGGUUUCCUCACGCCUGCAGUGUAUGUAAAGUCCAUCAGCCUGUAUGUAUUAAGCUUUUCCUUCCAUCACUGUUCCACUCUUCUUCCUCUGUUCACCAACCAAUGCUGUUUUUUAUAGAGUUAAAAAAAAUAACAAACAAAAACAAACAAUGCUUCUGUUGAUGUGUUGAAAGCUUUGUGUUGUUUUACAGGUUUGGGUGUUGUGCGUUUGUGCAUGUGCUGUGAGUGUGUGUCUGUAUGUGUGGGCAUGUGUGAUUGUUCUGGUGUGCUUAAGUUAUGUUCUUCAGUUGUUUCUCAUUGGUUGUUUGGCAGGACCCUUCGCUGAUUGACCCUCUUGUUCCGCCCCCAGCACCUUUCGAGGCCAGAGAUUGUUAUAUACAUAGCAGAGAUUUGCAAUAGAACUCACUCUGGGGAGGAAUGUAGCCAGUGCCAUGGAGUAGAUGGUUCUAGAAAGGAGAGUGUAGAGCCAGUCGAGCUAGUCGUGGUUAAAGUCCCAGUAAUGACUCUGGUGGGGUCUGGCUUUUAAGAGAAGAACUAAUGAUUUUCCGUGUGCUAAUGGAAAACAUUUCGCUAACAGUGAGGCAGGUCUCUUCCUCUCUUUCACGCUCUUGCACUCUCUCUCUCUCUCACUUUCAUAGGUUUCUAUACAGCAGCUGUAUUGAUCGUGUCUAGUGCAGUUCCGAUCCGGCACUGCACCGCGGCAUGUAUCGAUGCUUCAUAUGCACGUUUAUGCAAUGGUACCAAAAGCAUUUUUUGAGAAGUUGGCGCACCAAAGGCCUGUUGCUUGCUUUUUAGAAGUUCAGCAAGAAUUCUAGUAAUGCAAGCUUAGUAAUGCAGUAUUGGGAAAGGUUAGUUCGUACAUCAUGCAUAUUUUUGUCCAAAAGAUUUUUUUUAGUGCUGAUCAUUUCUCCUCGUCAAUAUGGCAAUAAGGACCAGCUAAUAAAGAGCGCACUGUGCGGGGAGCUUUACUUAAACAUUUGCUGCUUCAUAAGCAGGAGCGUUAGAUGGUCGCACACUAGCCGGGUUUCCAUCCAAGCAGUUUGCACAAGUUAUUGAAAUCUUCAUCACUACAACAAAUGUCUACCAAACAUUUGGGAGCAAAAACGCACGAAACAGUUCUGGGAGAAAAGAGCAGAACCAUUUUUUUUAGGAAAUUAAGAAUGUCACAAUAUUUUAUUGGACCAUCCAUAGGGCCAAUUGUUACUCCAAAUCAGAAAGAGCUGUAUGUCAAGCAAUAAGAAUCAAACUAAUAAACCCAGACAUCAUAUUGCCAGACACGGCAAACAGGAUACUUUUUAGCUUUCUAGCUUUAUUAAGUUCAAGUCAACUUUUUAUGCACAUUUCCUAAAUUUUCUAAAACGUGAUGGAUGGAAAACCCACUAGUGACAAAGUGACUUAAGCAAGAUUAGGCGAGUUUCGCAAAGUUGGUGGCCUAGUGUGGUGGAUCAGUACUGUUUUAGAUAUUUAGCCCUUAUUUAGCAAGAUGAGAUGAAUAGAUGUUUUUGUGCUUUGACUACGGUGAUGUCUUUUCUUUUUAACAUUUUUUUUUUCCUUUUGCUAAUCGAACUGGAGGACGGAUAGCAGGAUAUGCCUAGACAGCAAGGAAUGUAUGCAAAUGCUGAUGCAAAUGUAUUUAGCCAAGGAUGAGAGAUUAUAAAGUUAUUAGGCAGGCGAUAGAUAGACAGAUUUUAGAUUUAGAAGGCCACAUGGGGAUCUGUGUGAAUCAUGUAGUAUUCUAUAAUCAUAUAAAAGAAAGCUAUAGCUAUAAACACUUAUAUGCAAUGUUCGUCAGGUCUGAUCUUACUGUGUGCUUUUGGAUUUAGGCUUGCUCAGGUUUGAUCUUAAGGCCUCGAAGGGUGCCAAACCCCAUCCCUUCCCCCUCUCCCCUUCAAAAACCCACCCAACACCCCUUUGUUUGCUCCUCAAAUUGAUGCAUUGUUGUCUAUGUAGGCUUUUUUUCCCAGUACCUCAUGGACAUGUACCCUCCUAGCAAUGCUAGCAUGCUGACCUGCUCUGAGCUGCAUAGAUUUACACUGCAUGGAAAGCUUUAGUCACAGUGUGCGAUUUGGCCAACAGCCAGACGAGAAUAGGGACGGGGGGGCAGCGAAUGAAAUAAUUCAUUAAAUAAUUUAAUCAAUAGAUGGGUAUUGCAGAUAAUUGCAUUUUUGAAAUGCUGCCAGAUUCCUCGGUUCAAGUGCAACCUGAUAGGAUCAUGUCUAAAAGUUCUCAUAUCAUCCCUCUUUGUCUCUAUCUCUCUCCAAUGUUUGAACACUCCCUCUGGAAUUCUAUAUAUGAAUACAUAUAUAUAUAGGGGACUCUUUGGUCCAGAUAGAAGAGCUCCCACAUGCUCUCAGAGUCAAGACUCAAAAAAACCUCGAGCAGCUCCUCCUGACUGUAUCUCCUGACCGAGUCUUUUUACGUUUUUCUUUCCUUUUCUUUCCUGUUGUUUCUUUUUUUGUAACAUGGUGUGAUUUCACGCAGGUCUCCUCCUUCGCUAUUGUCCUUUCUUUUUCCUUUCGUUUUUCUACUUACAUUUUUUUUUCUGUGGUUCUGAUUUCAAAAGUGAUUCCAAACUACCAACAACCAGCAGUGAACAAAUGAAACCUAACCUAUUGCAAACACUGUAACUACCAUUACUACUUUAUUACAACUAAUAUUAGCUUACUACUACUACAACUACUGUUUGGACGUUUUUGAGUACUUACUUCUUUGUUUUUCGUUCUUUUGGUUCCUUUGUUUUAAUUCGUCCUCACUCCUCUCUGUCCAAGUUGCUAGCUUCACUGUGAUCUCUGAGGCGGCUGGGAAAUCAAGGUGUGUGUUCUUCAGUCAUUCAGGGGUCCUUAUCAAUUACUUCAAGCUCAGGUCAGGAGUCAGCUCAGAGGCAAUUUGUUGGAAGUGGUGGGUGUGCAUUCUUGUUCUUCAGGAACGAUGCAGCACCGGUGAUUGCAGCCAGUAGAAGUCCCUAUAAAAUAGACACAAAAGAAGAGAGUGGUUUGAUACAGAUCCUUGAGGGCUGUAGUGAACUCACCAAGGACACCAUUAUGAAUGGCCAUGGAUGUAGCCAACAUUUGAGCAGAAUCCUGGUGAAGACAUAAAAAGCUAAAUUAGGAUGAAUUACGUGAUGACGCUAAGCUGCAGUGGUUAUGGCCAGUGCAAAUACAAGCUUGCCAUCAUGUUGCAGCAUUUUCCUGAUGGAGUGCAGAUGGCUCACUCUACAGUAAAAUUACAGUGCAGUACACUAAAAGAGUGCAUUUCGCUCUGGUGGUCAUCACCAGAUCGAAUAAGGACUGGGAAGUCCAUUUUUUAUGCCCCAAUCUCUUGGGCGCUGUAGAGCAGCAGUCCAGGAACAGUGUUCAGAAUCAAUUCCCACUAAGCAGCGCACUAAGCGCAGACCUACAGAAAGGACAUAUAGGACGGCUAUAUGCAAGCUCUGGGCAAACAUAAACAAAUAAAUGCACACACUUACACACACACACACACACACAUACACAGUCUCAAAAAAAAAAAAACUAAAAAAUGUAUACACACACAAAACACCUCCGAAUAUUUACUGUGAUCUCCUCCACACCACCCACUCCACCCCACCUCCAUCACCCUGACUACCACCACCCCCCUUCCCACCUCUACAUCCACCCUUUUCCUCCAAUAAGAGUCCAGUGGGUGGUGUGAUGUCAGGUUUUUGUGGUGGGCUGCUUACUACAGGUCCAGACAAUCAGCGUGUUUGUAAAUGUCAAUGUGUGAUUUUCCAAUUCUUUGUUUAUGGUCAGGAUUUUAAAGGAAGAUAUUUUUAUGGUAAUUGUCGCUGGUCUAUUUUACUAUAUAUUUAUGUAAUAAAUAUGUGACUAAAUUUA
This is a messenger RNA of Astyanax mexicanus (Mexican tetra), 15643 nucleotides long. RefSeq names its product thyroid hormone receptor alpha b (gene thrab). The record is from RefSeq and is a predicted model, not a curated record. Gene Ontology annotation, biological process: positive regulation of transcription by RNA polymerase II; retinoic acid receptor signaling pathway; cell differentiation. The coding region runs from base 877 to 2106 and encodes 409 amino acids. Gene Ontology annotation, molecular function: nuclear receptor activity; zinc ion binding; RNA polymerase II cis-regulatory region sequence-specific DNA binding. The transcript is spliced from 12 exons. Lineage: Eukaryota; Metazoa; Chordata; Actinopteri; Characiformes; Acestrorhamphidae.